Messenger RNA from Trypanosoma cruzi, 275 nucleotides. RefSeq names its product trans-sialidase, putative. The annotation marks the transcript as partial. The transcript has a single exon. The record is from RefSeq and is a predicted model, not a curated record. Lineage: Eukaryota; Euglenozoa; Kinetoplastea; Trypanosomatida; Trypanosomatidae.
GAUGGAGGCAGCGCAGGGAGGAAAGAGGCGUGCCUGUGACCGCGACGAAUGUCCUGCUGUACAACCGCCCGUUGGAUGACAAUGAGAUCCGCGUCCUCAACGCAAACAAAAUUUCUAUUCCAAAGCUGACGGAUCUGAGAACAGUGGCGGCAGGAGCAACGGGUGUCGGUACCGCUCGCCACUUUGGGGCAAAUGGUGAUGGCAGCGCUGUUUGUGGAGGCGGACUGCUGCCGCUGUUCCUUCUGCUGGGACUGUGGGGGAUUGCCGCUUCUUGA